UUUUCGUAAAAUUGGUCAACAACGCGUCACGUCUCCUCGGUUCAGGCGGGCUCGUUUGAAACAGCAGCAACGUCUUCAGUCGUCCCGAUGUGUGAUAAAAGUGACUUUUAUGAGUUUGUCGUGUGAAUACGAUUAAGUAGACACAUGUUUACAUUUAAAGCAAGGUCGACUUAAGAUAGCGCAGCAAAGAAGAGUUUUUGUGUGAGUGUUUACACAACAACAACAACCUGAACACGUUGUUGUGGUUGAUGUUUUCUAGCUGAACAAGAAAUAGUUUUCAUCUCCUAAUUUCACAAACAAUGGACCGACCAGCAAGGAAGUCAAAGGUUGUGAAUUACUGUGAAGCCAAAGACUUUGAUGACGAUGAGGAUUUUGCCUGCGCGAAGGCUCCGCCCAGUAAAAAGGCGAGGGAGGACGUAAAGAUGGAGCACAGACGAUCUUUGAGCAAGUCCUCCAGUCAAGAGUCCAACUUCCAAACCUCAGUGAUCCAGAAGAGCAGAAGACCACUGGAUGAGCGGUUGCAAGAGAGAGAUCUAGAAGCAGCAAUAACACUAUCCAUGCUCAAUAGUGCAGAUGAGAAAAAGGACCAACCUCUACCCACUAAAGGAGAUGCCAAGCUUCAUGUUCCUGCUGAUGAAAAUACAGAUCCAACUUCUCUGCACAUUUCAAACUGCAGCGUGGACAUUGCAGUUUUAGGCCUGGAUGAAAUCACGCCAGUAAGAGGGUCCCUUCCUCCUUCCAGACAGAAAAAGGCUGCGGACAAGGAUCAGUGGAAAAAGCCUGCUGAAGAAGAUGAAGACUAUAAGCCCAAACUGACACCAGAUUCAGAAAGUGAUGAAGAUUUCAGUGAACCAGCCGAGAGCGACGAUGAGGAGUUCACAGUGAAGAAGGUCAGCAAAACAAAAAAGACGGAGAAAGUUACCAAGACAACGCAGCCUCAAACUGUGUCGAAGAAAGAAAAGCAACCCCCCAAAUCAACGAAACCAAAACCACAGGCGGCAGCCGCUUCACCACCAGUGAGAAGUCCUCCAACGGAAAAACUUGCACCCAAAAGACCUGCUCCGACACCUGUGGUCCCCAAGUCCAAACCUGCAGUGUCUGUGAGCCCAGCGGGGGGCAGAGUACCCAAGUGGACCCCACCAGGUCAAGUCGGUAGAAGUCUCAACUCAUCUCUGAGUCCUGCUGGAAGGUCCCCAGGUCAGGGUCUGCGGCUGGGACUGUCCCGUCGUGUGCGAGUCAAACCUCUGCACCCGAGCGUUACGAGCCACUGACUGAAACGUGUGUGGGUGCAGUCGACAGAGUCCAGUUCUUGUUGUCCUUUUAGCUUUACGUCUUAUUCUGAAGAUGUUUGCAGGUAAUUGUUUCUGUACAGGAUGUUUUUUGCACCUUCAGUUUGAUUUGGCAACAGAGUAAAGAGGUUCAGGAACAGGGACAAGGCUUUGUUGUCUCUCACAGUGUCAUCAUCACAUCCAUAUCCGGAGAGAACUGGUGUGUGUCGAUUCUUCUCCCAUCAGAGUUCACGUCUCAGAUUCAGGAAAAAUGUGGGUUGUCCAUUUCUUUUUAAAUCUCCUAAUUUCUCCCUUCUGUUCCAUUGUGAGUCCAGACUGUAUAUUAUGUACAUAUAUAUGAUAACAAUAAAAUUUAAAAGCAA
Messenger RNA from Labrus bergylta (ballan wrasse), 1651 nucleotides. RefSeq names its product RAD51 associated protein 1 (gene rad51ap1). Gene Ontology annotation, molecular function: single-stranded DNA binding; double-stranded DNA binding. Gene Ontology annotation, biological process: double-strand break repair via homologous recombination; interstrand cross-link repair. NCBI's taxonomy places the organism in Eukaryota, Metazoa, Chordata, Actinopteri, Labriformes, Labridae. The record is from RefSeq and is a predicted model, not a curated record.